Messenger RNA from Bradysia coprophila, 945 nucleotides. Its product is annotated as cuticle protein-like. The record is from RefSeq and is a predicted model, not a curated record. Lineage: Eukaryota; Metazoa; Arthropoda; Insecta; Diptera; Sciaridae. Gene Ontology annotation, cellular component: extracellular matrix.
AUUAGAAAAGUGCAGUCUUGCAUUGUUGAGUCAGGUGUCAGCAUCUAAUUAUUUUUUCUAGAAAAAGUAAAUUUUUAGUUGGAAAAGAAAAUCGAAACGUUUUACAUUAUGGCCUUUUUACAAAUCACUACCAUCCUAGCUAUAAUAUCCAUCGCGUCAUGUGGACACUAUCCACCAGGCUAUUCAUAUGCCAAAUUCAGUGGGCCAGUGAGUGGACCAGAAAAAGAAAUUAUCGUCUCACACGGUGAUGAUCACCAUGGACACGGCCAUGCAGUCGACUAUAUUGCUAAGCCAGAUUAUCACUUUGCUUAUGGUGUCGAAGAUCCCAAAAGUAAAGUGUCGCAAAGCCGAAAAGAGACGAGACACGGUGACGCUGUUCAUGGCGAAUACAGUGUUGUAGAUCCAGAUGGUGUUUUGAGAACGGUUAAAUACACCGCUGAUAAGAAAAAUGGAUUCCAAGCUGAGGUUAUUACUAGCGGUAAAAGCAAUGGAGGUGGUGGCGGCGGUGGAAAUGGUGGUCAUGGUGGUGGAAGUGGUGGUCAUGGCGGUGGAGAUGGUGGUCAUGAGGAAUCGGGUCAUUUGGAAUCACAAGAUGAUGAUGACAGUGACGAGUACUACUAAAUGAAACACCAACAGAUCAAGUGUUCUUCCUAUUUAUUUCACAACACUAACAAAUAAAUACGGGUAUUACCUUCCUAUAAAUGCUAAAAUAUUCUACUCAUACUUCAUUUAAACAAAAUUAUGGAAUUUGUACUUCAUCCACUUAGAUCAUCUCAAUUAUUUGUAAAUAUUUUCAACACUUUUGUACGACACACUCGACAAGACACAUUUACAUUACAAUCAUUGUGAUAUUAAGUUUAUGCAACCGAAUCGUGUAAGUUUUAAUUGUAAUGCUUGAUAUAAUGCAACCAAUAAACAAAAUCAUCUAGAUAAAAAUCACUAAAU